This is a messenger RNA of Fraxinus pennsylvanica, 1038 nucleotides long. NCBI's taxonomy places the organism in Eukaryota, Viridiplantae, Streptophyta, Magnoliopsida, Lamiales, Oleaceae. The record is from the annotation of a GenBank genome assembly.
AUGAAAGGAAGAGAAGGCAAAGGACCUCCUUCAGCAGAUUUAUUGGUAUGUUUUCCUUCUAGAGCACAUCUAACCCUAAUGCCGAAGCCCAUUUGCAGCCCAGCUAGGCCCAACUCAGAACACAACAAGCGCCGCCCCCACCUCCACCACAACCACCGGCAGAGGCUCCAUCGUAACCUGAGGAAAUCUAGUAAUAGAGCUGGUGGCGCAGGCCAUGCUAGUCCUCUCACAUGGGCAAAAAACAAGGCGACAAGUUCUGAGAUUGAAGAACCCACGUCCCCAAAAGUCACAUGUGCUGGACAGAUUAAAGUAAGGCCUAAACCUAACACAUGCAAGAAUUGGCAAUCUGUUAUGGAAGAGAUUGAAAGGUUACAUAACAGCAAGAAACACAAGAAAAGACCUGCUUGGAUUGAAGCACUUGGAUUCAAGAAAGAGAUAAUGCAAUUCUUGACAUGUUUACGUAGCAUUCGAUUCGAUUUUCAUUGCUUCGGUACGUUUCCUACAGCAGAUAUAACCUCAGAUGACAACGACGACGAAGAAGAUGAAGAUGACCAACGGAAAAAUGAUGAGGAUAGUGAAACUUCAAGAACUGUAUUCUCCAAAUGGUUCAUGGUUUUACAAGAAAAUCAAAGCAAACAGUUCACAGAAAAGGAUAUCAAGGAGAAAAUUAAUAAAUCCAGACUAUCUAGUACUGAUGAUGAUGUGCCCUGUGCACCACCACCAAAUGCACUUCUGCUCAUGCGUUGUCGAUCUGCUCCUGCAAAAAGUUGGCUGGAGAAAAUAGAAGCAGAUAAAAAAGAAAAUGAUGAACAAGAGGAGGAAGAUGAAGAUGAAGAUGAAGAUGAAGACGAAGAGGAAGAGGAAGAGGAAGAAAAACUAACUCAGGAAGAAGAAGAAAAUGCAAAGAAGAAAGAAAAUUUAGUGGUGAUGCAAUACGGAGCAGAUUUUUACAAAAUUUCUUCUGAUGUUGCAAAGGAAACUUGGGUUGUGGGAGGAAUAAAGGAUUCACUAUCAAGAAGUCGCAGUUGGAAGAGAUAA